AUUGAUGUGUGUGCGUGAGUGGCAAUGCAUAUGUGUGUGUUUUAUCUCCAGGCUCCCAUACAGAGACUGUCUGUAAUAGUAGCAUAUACAAGGACUUGGAUAGUGAGGUGUAUUGGAUGAAGACAAUGAACACGACAAUGACCUUUCUGGACGAGAAUGAGAUGCUCCCUGUCUUCUACAAGGAGCAGAAUGGUUCGGCAACCUUGACCAUCAGGGAGGUGUCUGAGGAGGCCCUGGUCUUCAACUACACCUGUAUUCUCACCACCACCAGCGGCAUGGACCUAGCAUCGAUCAGCCUGAUACUCAAGGCCCCCCCACCCUCGUAUAUCCUGGUCGUUGGUCUACCAGUGCUCUUGGUGGUUGUGGUCGUCAUGUCGAUAGUCAUAUAUGUGACCCUGAGGGUGAACAUUGUUCAGUUUGUACGGGACAGGCUGGGUUUCCAUGGAAGGACCUCAGAUGGAAAGAGCUACGAUGCCUACAUAAUGCCUUUUGAGGGCCCCGGAGGGGUGGGGCUUACUGCACAAGACCGGAGGAUGCUGGAGGCGGUGCUAGAGGGGCAGCUGCCUCUGAUACAGCCUCUGUCUUUACCACCGAGAUGUCCUGCCUGGACAAGCGGGACCACCACUGUCUUCCUCACUGGGAGAGUCUUUGUCUCGGAUGUGAUGUGGCCAGACUCGUCUGAGGAGGAUUCCUCAUGA
This is a messenger RNA of Osmerus eperlanus (European smelt), 698 nucleotides long. Its product is annotated as interleukin-1 receptor type 1-like. The transcript is spliced from 5 exons. Bases 117 to 698 code for a protein of 193 amino acids. The record is from RefSeq and is a predicted model, not a curated record. Lineage: Eukaryota; Metazoa; Chordata; Actinopteri; Osmeriformes; Osmeridae.